AUGUCUGGAGCGGAGCACGUCUACGCAUCGGCGGCAACAAAUAGAUACUCUCAAGCAGCGGACGUGGUCGGGCACGGCCUCGUUGCCUUUGGAUCGGGUAAACUCGUUGGCCUCUGGGAUGCUGCGUGGAAGUCGUUCGGUGCUCACCAGGCCCAUAAGACGGGUAUAGCAAGCCUCUCGGUACUUGAAAAAAUCGCUGUCACUGGAGCAUCAGACGCUACUGUGAAAGUAUGGAAGAUCCCCGACAACGAAAACGGCAAGUUUUCCUGUAAAAAUUCUCUUUAUGAAGACAAACCAUCGGAGAUACAGUCAAUCAAUCUGAAGAGGGGCUAUCCAAUCUCCCUAGCCCUUUCGUACUUGCCGGGGACGACCUGUGAGCGAACUCGGACAUACGCCUGCACAGCUACGAUUCUGGCGAUUGGAUCCACAGAUAGGAAUGUGUACCUAUGGACCCGUUCCGAGGACAACUUCGUCUCAGCUGCAGCAUUACCCGGUCACGAGGACUGGGUAAAAUGCCUUGCGUUCAAGCCGCCAGGCAGUGACGCUGGACCUUUGGUCCUGUCCUCAGGAUCUCAGGACGCUACUGUUCGUUUAUGGAACAUUGAACCAUUCUCACAAACAGCUCUCAGUGCGUCUGAAAGUACGUCCGGGGAGACAGAUGAUUUGCUAGACGCGUUCGAGGCAUCUCUUGUGAACCUGGAGGACGCGGAAGACGGUGGUCGCUCCAUUUCACUCAAGCGACACAUCCUUACGGUCAAGUCUGCCCCUGGGAACUCACAGCUAUUUUCUGUGACAUUUGAUGCCCUCCUGAUCGGACACGAAGCCGGAGUUACAUCGCUCUCCUGGCGGCCGCAGCAGUCGGACUCCAGCGUCCCAACACUACUAUCAACUUCGACGGACUCAUCCUUGAUCUUGUGGUCUCCUUCGACAGUCCUCACGUCGUCUAAUGAUGGGACGACCCUCUGGAUCAAUCGGCAGCGGUUUGGCGAUGUUGGCGGACAGCGGCUUGGUGGGUUCGUCGGCGGUCUCUGGGCUGUCAAUGGUAGAGAUACUAUGGCAUGGGGUUGGAACGAUACCGCCGAAAACCAUCUUGAGGAGUGGACCGAGGUUGGCGCUAUCACGGGACAUCGGGCCCCGAUACGGAGCAUCGCAUGGAGUCCGCGAGGGGAAUAUUUGAUAUCUGCUAGCUUGGAUCAAACCACACGCAUACACGGCGCGAUUCCCGCACACUCUCAAACCAUCAAACCAGCCGUGUGGCACGAGAUAGCACGGCCUCAAGUUCACGGGUAUGACCUGAUUGCAGCCGCAUUCCUCGAUACCCUGCGCUUCGUCAGUAUCGCAGAUGAGAAGGUGGCUCGGGUGUUCGAAGCACCUCGAGAGUUCGUCGAGAUUGUCAACAAUCUUGGAAUCGCACAGCUCGAUUCAGGAGAAGCACGACCUCGCGCAGCAGCUGUUCCCCCACUCGGUCUGUCAAAUAAAGCGUUGACGGAUGCCAGUGCUGUGGCCGAGGUUAACACGGCGUUUGACUCCUCUCGAACUCAUCGACGACCAUUCGAAGGAGAGCUGGCCGCUGUCACCCUAUGGCCAGAGAUCGAGAAGGUCUUCGGGCAUGGUUAUGAGUCCAUCGCCCUUGCGGUAUCGAACGACAAACAGUACAUAGCUACUGCUUGCAAAGCAACCACUGCAGAGCACGCUGUGGUCCGAGUAUACGACACGCGGACAUGGCAACUCUUCGGCCAGCCUUUAGCCGGCCAUAGCUUGACUGUGACACAGAUUGCCUUCAGCCCCGACGACAAAUUGGUGCUGUCGGUUUCUCGUGAUCGUACAUGGCGGCUUUUCGAGAAGAGCGAAGGUCUCGCAGAUGGUUACGUGCCGGUGGCAGCGGACAAAUCUCAUAGUCGAAUCAUCUGGGACUGCGCCUGGGCACCAGAUGGGGAUACAUUCGUUACCGCUUCUCGUGAUAAAACGGUGAAGGUUUGGAAGCGUCCAGACGAGAGCGGUCAGAAGUGGGAAGCUGCGUCGACCAUUCAAGCUGGCGCGGCUGCAACUGCUGUUGCGUUCGCACCUGAAUCUUCUCAGAGCAAAUCGAUGAAACUCGCAAUCGGGCUGGAAUCCGGGGAGAUCUUGAUCUACACUUCAACUCGAGACACGCCAACUCAGUGGACCAAAGCACUGACCAUCGGCACUCGCUUGGCACAUAUAGACCAUAUUCACCGACUUGCGUGGAGACCAGGCAAGAGGGAAACACACCAGCUAGCCAGCUGUGGGGAGGAUGGUACAUUGAAGCUAUUGACAGUCCAUAUUGCAGCGGAGUGA
Messenger RNA from Dichomitus squalens LYAD-421 SS1, 2316 nucleotides. Its product is annotated as WD40 repeat-like protein. Gene Ontology annotation, cellular component: elongator holoenzyme complex. Gene Ontology annotation, molecular function: protein binding. Lineage: Eukaryota; Fungi; Basidiomycota; Agaricomycetes; Polyporales; Polyporaceae. Gene Ontology annotation, biological process: tRNA wobble uridine modification. The transcript has 15 exons. The record is from RefSeq and is a predicted model, not a curated record. Bases 1 to 2316 code for a protein of 771 amino acids.